UACACCUCCAUCAGUAUACGUAGCGAGGGUCCUGACACUCUGCUGAUUUCCCCUUGUGCUGAAAGAUCAGGAUUGCCGCACACAAACCAGAAGGGUAAAGACAUAGCUGCCUCUAUAUCCAUACUCCACCCAAUCCAUCUAAUCCCCCUUAACCAAGAAAGCCAAAGAGUGCAAAUAUCUCAGAAACAAAACCAGUGGAGCAGUUAUUCCUCGAUCUCCCUAUCCAAAAAGCCCUCAACAGGAAUGGUGGAAUGCAGGUAGUUGAGUCCUGGGCUAGCAUGUACAUUGACGCCAUACGUGAUGGAAGGUUUGAUGAUGCUGUGUGGGUACGCUAUCAUAUUAGUGGAGAUGUGGAAAAUGGCAUUGUCAAAGGCUCAAGUAAUAUGACUGUGCUCAAUGUCAUCGAAGAAGAUGCGUUGGAAUACAGGGUGAAUGAACCAGAAUAUGCCAAGGCUUUGUCAUUCUAUGCGAAAACUAGCAGUGCAGAUGGGCAUGCUAAUGUGAUAGAGAUUAUCAGCAAUCUCACAGAGAGAGAGAUUGCUCAGAUGAGGGCUAAAAUUGAGGCUGAACUUACAGAUGAACCUGAGGAACAAAUGUGAGCUCAUUAAUAGCCACCUGAGGGUCAAAAUUUCAGGGUACGGGUUCAGGACGGCCAAGAAACGGAUUCAGAAACAGAUAUUUAUUGGAUUGAACACGCAGACAGGCAGACUGCAGGUAGAGCUAUAGUACAGGCAGGUCAACAAGGCGUAGCUCAAAGAGCUACAACAGAAUCAAAACAGAAAUUGGAGAUAUCCC
This is a messenger RNA of Monascus purpureus, 795 nucleotides long. NCBI's taxonomy places the organism in Eukaryota, Fungi, Ascomycota, Eurotiomycetes, Eurotiales, Aspergillaceae. The record is from the annotation of a GenBank genome assembly.